Fulvia fulva is the source of this 627-nucleotide messenger RNA. RefSeq names its product Peptidyl-prolyl cis-trans isomerase B. The transcript has 3 exons. NCBI's taxonomy places the organism in Eukaryota, Fungi, Ascomycota, Dothideomycetes, Mycosphaerellales, Mycosphaerellaceae. Bases 1 to 627 code for a protein of 208 amino acids. Gene Ontology annotation, molecular function: peptidyl-prolyl cis-trans isomerase activity. The record is from RefSeq and is a predicted model, not a curated record. Gene Ontology annotation, biological process: protein folding; protein peptidyl-prolyl isomerization. Gene Ontology annotation, cellular component: fungal-type vacuole; endoplasmic reticulum.
AUGCUCUCCCUCCAACGCCUCCUCGCCAGCCUGCUGGUCAUCUGCGCCAUCUCCUCCCUCUUCCUCGCCCAGACCGCCGAAGCCCAAAAGGGCCCCAAGAUCACACACAAGGUCUUCUUCGACAUCAAGAUUGGUGAUGAAGAUGCCGGCCGCAUCGUAAUGGGUCUAUACGGCAAGACCGUUCCCAAGACCGCCGAGAACUUCCGCGCUCUCGCCACGGGUGAGAAGGGCUUUGGAUAUGAGGGCUCCGCUUUCCACCGUGUCAUCAAGGACUUUAUGUGCCAGGGUGGUGACUUUACCAAGGGUGAUGGAACGGGCGGAAAGAGUAUUUACGGUGACAAGUUCCCGGAUGAGAACUUCAAGUUGAAGCACAGCAAGAAGGGACAACUGUCGAUGGCAAACUCCGGCAAAGACACCAACGGCUCGCAGUUCUUCAUCACCACUGCCAUCACUUCGUGGCUCGAUGGCCGUCACGUUGUCUUCGGCGAAGUCCUCGAGGGCUAUGACGUUGUGGAGAAGAUUGAGAACACACCCAAAGGCGCUGGAGACAAGCCCAAGGCAACCGUCAAGAUCGCCAAGUCCGGCGAACUUGAAGUCCCAGAUGAAGGUAUCAGAGCAGAGCUCUAG